AUGCCUCACGCCACAGAGCCUCCCGCGCCCGACGCGGAGGAUACCGCCUUUGAGAAUGUGAUGCGACAGAUGAACGGCCCCUUCGGGGAAGGCGACAUGUCGUUUGACUUCCUCUCCCGCGACUUGGAACCCGGCGAAAAGGCAGACGACGCGGUAGACUACGAAGAUUUCGAUGACGACGAGCUACCCGAAGAAGAAGAGCGAACCGGGCCGCCCGCUGACAACGGAGUCGGGGAUCACGAAGACGACGCAGAUAAAGGCUUGUUUGAAGCGGAGGAGGAUGAUCUUUUCGGUGGCCACGAGGAGGAAACUCAGCAACCACCGCGUGAUGAACUGGACGACCUAUUCGGCGAUGGCCCCUCUUCUCCCCCAGCAGACCAUGCCGACCCAACACGAGAUUUGUUCUUCGAGGAGGAGGGAGAGGGCGAGAAGCCAACAGUGGCUCCCGAGCCUGUCGAACCUGCGCCCGCGCAACCCGAACCCAUGCCGAUGGACGAAGACGAGGACGAACCUAUGCAGGAAGACGAGGCGUUGAGUCCGACCGCGGAGGAUAUGGAUCCAGCUUCUCUUCGCGCCUGGAAGCUCCAGCAGGCUCUGUUCGCUAUGUCGUCUUAUGGUCCGGAAAACGUGCCUGCGCCGCCAGAGAAUGUCGAGGAGCUGUUGCAGUCGUUAUUCCCCAUGUUCGAUAAGAAUGCUCUUCCGCGUUUCCUUGAGUUGAUUCCCCACAAGAAGGCCUUCUUUGUUGGAAAGCAGCCCCUCAAGCCCCCGAAGCCGGUCAUCCCUAACAAAGUGAACAUCGAAUUAGCUCACGACCAAGAGCGAUCGUUCAAGUCUGGAGGCCAGACGCUUAAACGUUCGCUGGAGUCGGAGCAUUCUGGCGUGGUUCCUGUCUUGGAGGCGGCCCAAGAGGAGGAACAGGAGAUCAAGGAAGAGUUUGAUCAGGACACGGAUACGGAGGAGGUGCUUCCUGGGGGGAUUACCCAUCAUGACCUUCGCGUUGUCUGUGCCGACUGGGAUGUGAGGGAUGACUUCUCCAUUCUGGAUGUUGAGGAGGCGGAGGUCAAGGAGGCGGAUGUUGACAUGGAAGACGACUGGCUUCUCGAAACCACCCGCCCGGCGAAGAAACGGAAACUUGGAAGAGAUCCGCUUGAAAUUGUCGCCUUGUCCCAUAUCGAUGUACCAGUGAUUGAUGACCCGCAACAAGCCACUUCCCGCAUCGCUCAAAAGGUCACAGUUGACAUGAACGAUCCUCAUAUUCUCCUUGACGAGCGAGGCGCAGAGGCUGCGGCGCAGAAGCCAAAGGCGCUGGGUGCUCUCAAGCGUGACGAGUUGGAUGCCAGUGUCACAAAACGCCUGACUUCGCGCUACAACAUCUCGAACGAUCAGGCAUACGAUAUGCUUAAGCAGAACCACCAGAACAAGGUUCGGAGUACCCUGGGCAACGUUACCCUGGAGCACAGUAUGCCUGCCCUGCGUCUGCAAUGGCCUUACUACAAGACCGAGCUGUCCAAGGCCGAGGCGCGUUCCUACCAUCGCCCUGCUCUCUCUUUCCGGCCUGGACAGACCUGUUGGUUCAAGAACCCGGCUUAUAUCAAACGAAAGCACCAAAAGGGCAAGGACGUCAAGCAACUCUACGAUUCUACAAAAUCUCUCUCUUUGGCUGACAACUCCAACGUUCUGCUGGUGGAAUACUCCGAAGAGGUUCCACUUGUGCUGUCUAAUUUCGGUAUGUCAAAUCGGAUCAUCAACUACUAUCGGAGAAAGAGCAUGGAAGACCCCACUCGCCCCAAGGCCGAAAUUGGCGAAACCGCGGUUCUUCUCCCCCAGGACAAGAGCCCCUUCUCGAUCUUCGGACACGUGGAUCCUGGCGAGGUGACUCCGGCCAUCUCUAAUUCCAUGUAUCGUGCCCCAUUGUUUGUGCACGAAGCCAAGAAGACCGACUUUUUGAUCGUGCGUAGCAGUACUGGCUCUGGUGGCAGCGAUUAUUACAUCCGUAACAUAGAAAACCUCUAUGUUGCCGGUCAGCAGUUCCCGUCGGUGGACAUCCCUGGACCCCAUUCGCGAAAGGUCACAACGGUGGCCAAGAACCGGAUGAAGAUGCUGGUAUACCGCCUGUUGAAAAAGAGCCCAGACCUUCGGCUCUCUAUCAGCGACGUCACCGCGCACAUCCCAGGAACUAGCGAUAUGCAAAAUCGACAGAAAGUCAAGGAUUUCCUCCAGCACGACAAAGACUCCAAGUACUGGGUGCCAAUGGAACCUGUGCCGGAGCAAGACGUGAUUCGAUCAUGGGUCCAACCCGAGGACGUUUGUCUGCUGGAAUCUAUGCAGGUCGGCCAGCAACAUCUGCACGACACUGGUUUCGGCAAUGAUGCUGAGAAAACCGGCAACGAAGGCGAGAAAAAGGAACGGGAAGACGAAGACAGAGAUAACGAUGAGGAGGGAGAGAGCUUCGAGCAACAAAUGGCACCUUGGAAGGCAACCCGCAAUUUCCUUCUCGCAUCGCAGGGCAAAGCAAUGCUCAAGCUACACGGAGAAGGUGACCCUACAGGACGUGGCGAAGGCUUCAGUUUUAUCAAGACGUCGAUGAAGGGCGGCUUCAAGGCGGUUGGCGAGAGUGUGGAAGAUAAGCUCGAUGCCCAGCGGCUCAAGGAGCUUGGAGGCCACAGUUACAAUGUUGCCCGGCAGCAGAAGUCAUAUGAAACGUCCAUCCGACGUAUCUGGGAUUCCCAGAAGGCGUCUCUGUCUUCAACAGUCGAACACUCCGACGAUGAGAGCGACAUUGACCGCGAAGAAGAGGAGGAGUUCGGCAAGCCUACUCCGCGAUCCGAGGCUCCCACUCCGGCUCCUUUCCGCCGAAAGGUUCUGCGUAUUAUGCGGACGUUCAGGGAUGAAAAGGGCGAGCUCUACCAGAAGGAACAUAUGGUCUGGGAUCCCCGGGUUAUCCGCCACUACAUCCAGCAUCGGCAUCGGGUCGAGGCACUCACCACCAAACUUGAAUCACUUCAGCCAACGGGCGACAAGGAGAUCGACGCUCGUAACAAGAAGCUCCUGGAAGCCGAACUCAGCCGUCUCAACCGCAACAAAGAACGACGCUUCGCCCGCGAGAAGCAGAAGGGCGCAGCCCGCGCAUCUGCAGGAGACUCCCCCGCCGAUGGCGGCAAAUCCGCCGGGACGCAACGGAAGUGUGCCAACUGCGGCCAAGUCGGCCACAUCAAGACAAACAAAAAGUGCGUAUGCCAUAAACCAGGUCCCUCCUUUGGAUUUCCAAACAACCCUUCAGAUUUCGAUCUCCCCUUCUUUACCAAUCCGUAG
This is a messenger RNA of Aspergillus niger, 3312 nucleotides long. RefSeq lists its product as uncharacterized. Lineage: Eukaryota; Fungi; Ascomycota; Eurotiomycetes; Eurotiales; Aspergillaceae. Bases 1 to 3312 code for a protein of 1103 amino acids. Gene Ontology annotation, molecular function: TBP-class protein binding; RNA polymerase II general transcription initiation factor activity; histone acetyltransferase activity. The transcript is spliced from 4 exons. Gene Ontology annotation, cellular component: transcription factor TFIID complex. Gene Ontology annotation, biological process: RNA polymerase II preinitiation complex assembly; transcription by RNA polymerase II. The record is from RefSeq and is a predicted model, not a curated record.